Xenopus tropicalis (tropical clawed frog) is the source of this 3343-nucleotide messenger RNA. RefSeq names its product armadillo repeat containing 5 (gene armc5). Bases 194 to 2998 code for a protein of 934 amino acids. Lineage: Eukaryota; Metazoa; Chordata; Amphibia; Anura; Pipidae. The transcript is spliced from 7 exons. The record is from RefSeq and is a predicted model, not a curated record.
GCAGGGGCCGCUAUCGCCAGACAGCAGUUUUUAUUAUAAGUACAACUGCGCUUUUCAUUUUCGGCCAGCAGGGGUCGCGUCCCCGCAGCGUUAACACUACAGCUCCCAGCGUGCAACGCGGGGCCGGAUAUUGGAAGUUCUGACAGGAUCUUCAGGCCGGGGCCCCUAGAGUUCCCCCAUAACCGAGUUACCAAUGGCGGGGGACUCGCUCCCCGACUGCCUGUCGCGCCUGGAAGCGGCGGUGCAGGACCCGGAGGGACUGAGUCGGGCUCUCUGCUGCCUCCGAAGCCGCCAUGUGUCCCGGGCAGGCGGGGCCGGGCAGUUCCGGGAGAGCGGGGGGCUCAGGCUGCUCAUGUUACUAUUUACCGAGCCGCAGAACGCAGCCGUAGUAGGAGCUUCCCGCCGCAAUCUCGAUUUAGCGCUCAGCCUGCUGGCCAAUUGCUGCCUGGAACCGGCCUGUCGGCUACAGGUGAGGGAACUUGGAGGAAUCCCAGUGCUGGUGUCUAUUCUCAAGUCGGUGUGUGUCGACUCCAUAUGGAACCGAGUAGCUCGCGCCCUGGGCAACCUGGCAUUGGAUGCGGAAAACAGUUCUAUAAUUCAUGAAUCAGGUGCUAUUUCCCCACUGAUAAACGUCCUGGAGAAUUCCAAGGAUUCAUUCUGCCUGCAGAGCUGCCUACGCGCCCUGCGCAUCUUGGGAGACUCCCCGGUGCACCGUCUGUCUAUCUGCGAGCAGGGCGGCCUUGCUCCCUGUGUGGCUUUGCUGUCAUCUCCAUGCCCGGCGCUGGCGGAAGCCGCGGUUCGCUCGGUGUGUGAGCUGAGCCGAGGCAGCUCUCUGGACUGUGCGGAGCGGCUCAGUUCAGCCGUGCCAGUGUUGGUAGCCUUGACAGGGAAGGAAGAUGCCAAACCCAAAAUGAGGCAGGCAGCCAUCACUACUCUGUGCAAUCUGUGUGGGCAGGGGGCAAUGAGGCCUAUGCUGGGCAGCGCCGGUGCGAUUCAGCUCCUCAUCACAGAAGCCCGUUCCCAAUGUAAAUCACCGUCUCGCUGCCUUAUCCUCGUGAGAGCCCUCUGUCUCUUCUGCCGGGAAGCUGUCAACCGAGUCCGCGUGAAAGAACAGGGUGGACUUGACCUUCUCAUGGACUUCUUGAGAGACUCUCAGUAUCGCGCCGCACAUUACCGAAUCACUGCCGCCUUCCUGCACUUCUGCCACGACACCGCUUCCCUCAUCUUGCUGAGCGCCAGAGGCCUGGCUCCUUUGCUGGCAGAAAGACUGGAUGAGCUGGCUCUGGCCACUGAAGAUAGGGGUGAGCUGCAGGAAUCGCACAGCGCCGGGGCCGAAGUAGAGGAUAUAUCGUCUGUUUCCUUUGAUUUCCCACCGGAGCCCAAGAGGAAGCGUCAGGGGUCAGAAGGCACAUCAGAGGACAGCUUAAGGUCUUGGCUACUUUCCGAGGGAUACAUCUGUAGCCUGGAUGAUCUUGCCCCCGAGUGGUGUUUGGACAGUGAGAACCGAUCGGACGAUUCAUCUGCACCCAGACCCUCAGACCUUGCUUUGCUUCCAACCACUUCUUCUUCCUGUACCGACGGGGACCAUUUUCUAUCGCCAAGGAUCAAACGGAUGAGGCUCAAUGGACCUUCCCGACGGGAGCCAAGAGCACCUUCCUCUCCUAAUACUUCCAAGGUGUUGUCCUCCCCUACAUCUUCUAACCCCUGCUCUUCUCCCAUGCAGGAGAUUCUGGGUUCUCCGUGGCCCCUUGGGCCCCGCACUCCUCCUCCUUCAGAUUUUUGGCGCCCCGAGUUCCCAGGUCUCUUGCUCCUGUCGUGUUUAUCUCAGCUCCCAGAAUCCAGUUCCUGCCUGGUGUCUCCCACAGUCCUUGGUGGCUUGCUGACCUAUGUGACCAGCCAUCCGCAUCCUUGCCCACGUGCCGCUCGUCUCCUCCAGCGUCUCACUUGUGAUCCAGCAUGUCUCGAAGCGCUCAUCCGGACGGGGGGCAUUUGUACCCUCAGAGCCAGGCUACUCCUCAGUGAGAUACCAGGAAGCCAAAAUGAGAGCAACAACCGGCAUCCUGAACUGGCAAAAGAACUGGGCCAUGUACUGCUGCGAAAUCUGGGCAUUCAGGCCGAGUCGCCCUUUGGGGUGGGUGCAGUGACCCACAUGCUGCUGUCGGGGCCACAGAGCGACAGGCUUCAGUGCGCGCUUACCUUGCCAUAUAUAUACAGGAAGGACUCGCCUCACCGCGAGCAGCUACUUGAUGUGGCCCUGCGACUGGUGUUGGAAGCCCUGUUGCACUGCACAGAUUCUGAAUUUCCAGCUAUUUUCUUCCACGCUUCCGAGUGUCUUUCCACUUUUCUGCCGGCGCAGACACUUCCGGCAACGUUGCCCGCCACUCUUGGCUCCUCCCAGCGCUGCUGUUACACAGAACUUGUGGCUCGAGGGGAGGGGGAUGUGGUCUUUGUGCUGGACGGAGGGGAGAAGAUAGAAGGGAGCAGAAAGGAGGUCACAGGGGGAUGUGAAGUGUUCAGGGCUAUGCUGGAAGGUGGAUACGCAGAAUCCCGUCAGCGAGAGGUGCGCGUACGUCAGAUCCCCUCUUGUGCUUUCAUUCCGCUUCUCCAUUAUCUCCAUGGCUGCACAGAGGAGACCCUUUGCCCUACCUUUCAAGGUUUGCAGCGACCUAGUUCCGGCAACGAUUUGUCCCAGUCCCCCCUGGGAUCUACACUGGCUGCAGCCGGACGCUUCCUCCUGCCCGGUUUAGGGGACAUUCUUGAAGACAUAGCACGGAAUUAUCUGCUUAGCUUGGACAGCCUUCCAUCCAUGUACUGCUUUGCAGAAAUGCACGAGAGUGCAAAUCUCAGAAGAGACUGUUGCCUCUAUUUGCUUAAGAGACCUCAUCCGCCUCGCCAGAGAGCACUCUGCCUCUUCCAGCUGUGCCAAAGAGUGCAAGACAAGAAAAGACUGUUUGAACUGCUUGAAGUCAUAGUGCAAGAUGGAAGUCGCACAAAGUAAACGGCACAAGAGAGCAAGCUGUGAGCUUCUCCUUCACCCUCAGUGUCCAAAGAGCUCAGGCAUUAAUGGGUACAGUCAGGCAGUGGCGCCUUACUAUGAGCGGCCAUGUCGGUGCCGCGCAGUGUGGCUGGAAGGAGAGCACGAGCACUGCUACCCUUGGGGGUGCCAACAUACCCCCUGCUCUAUGGUCAAGCCCACUCUAUAAAGUACAGCUCCUGCAUUGGCUGUAUAUUAAAUGCUUGCCAAGUAUCAAUUAUAUAAUAAUGCACAACCCCCAUAUGUAAUAGAAGGCAUUAAGUUUGCCCAUGAGCAGUAACCCAUAGCAACCAAAAAGGUGUUUGCUUU